This is a messenger RNA of Sinocyclocheilus grahami, 1822 nucleotides long. RefSeq names its product RAP1A, member of RAS oncogene family b (gene rap1ab). The transcript is spliced from 8 exons. Gene Ontology annotation, molecular function: GTP binding; GTPase activity. Lineage: Eukaryota; Metazoa; Chordata; Actinopteri; Cypriniformes; Cyprinidae. Bases 394 to 951 code for a protein of 185 amino acids. The record is from RefSeq and is a predicted model, not a curated record. Gene Ontology annotation, cellular component: membrane. Gene Ontology annotation, biological process: Rap protein signal transduction.
AAUGUUUUUUUUCGCUGAUCAAUGGUACAUGGCAUGCUUUGUACAUAAAGCUGUUCAGACCACAACUCUGAUUUAUUUGCUUUAAAAGCCAGUGGUGGUUAACUAUUAUCUUAACUUUUCCUACACAGUAACAUAAAUGCACAUUCUGUCCUGUUAUAUAACAGACUUGGGUUUUGAUGUCAUAAAAGCAAAUUUCGUUCCCCACCAUCCUCUUUCCUGUUGUAGAUUUGAGGCAUCCAGAUCAAUGUGGGCCUGCUGACAUGGGUUAAAUCUUUGUAGGCCCAGAGGCUCUGCAGGCCUCAGUCCUGGCUCUAGACUGCACACUUCCAUCCAGAACCCACAGCUGCUUUGUGUUUAAGAGAGCACUGAGGAGUCUGGUGAAGAGACCCUGCCAUGCGUGAAUACAAGCUUGUGGUGUUGGGCUCUGGCGGCGUGGGCAAAUCAGCCCUGACAGUCCAGUUUGUCCAGGGAAUUUUCGUGGAGAAAUAUGACCCCACAAUAGAAGACUCCUAUAGGAAGCAAGUGGAAGUGGACAGCCAGCAGUGCAUGUUGGAGAUCCUGGACACAGCAGGAACAGAGCAAUUCACAGCUAUGAGGGACCUGUACAUGAAGAACGGUCAGGGCUUUGCUCUUGUGUACUCAAUCACAGCACAGUCCACAUUCAACGACCUGCAGGACUUAAGAGAGCAGAUUCUACGAGUAAAGGACACAGAGGAUGUGCCAAUGAUCCUGGUGGGUAAUAAAUGUGAUCUGGAGGACGAGAGGGUGGUGGGGAAAGAACAGGGGCAAAAUCUGGCCCGGCAGUGGAACAGCUGUGCCUUUCUAGAGUCCUCCGCCAAAUCGAAAAUCAACGUCCUUGAUAUCUUCUAUGACUUGGUCAGACAAAUUAACAGGAAAACACCAGUGGAAAAGAAGAAAGCGAAAAAGAAAUCCAAUUGUGUCCUCCUGUAGAGCCAGUAGCAGCUCAGAGCCAGAAUGCUGUAAUGAAGAACUGUUAGCUUGUUUGGAUCAUGCCAGCAUUCCCAUCCUCAGUGAGUGAUUCAAUGGAACAGCUGACUGACUGACUCAAAGCAGCACCGGACAUAGCAAACGAGAACAACUCUUUUAUUUCCCCUUUAUUUUGGCAGUAAAAUUUGAGGAAAAACUCAAUUUCCCAGAAGCAAUUUUAGUAGAACUGAGAACAUCUCAACAUUUCCUGGACCAUCCAGACUUUUUACAUCAUUGACCGUGGCUGAUGAAGAAAUUAAACCUCAUAUUAACAUAAUUGUGUUUUUAAAACUCUUCCCCAUAAACUCUUGAACUCUGUGCUUUUCAAUGGCCUCAUCGCCUGUUGAAGAAGCAGGACGAGAAAUCAGAGUUAACAGUAUUCAUUUGCGCAAUACCACAUUUUCAAGGACAUGAAGGAUGACCGUGUUUAAUAUCCAGUUAUCAGCAGUCAGCAUGAGCAUCUUUAAGUGUAGAUGUUGUAAAUGAUGUCAAGUUCAGUUGUUUUCUCUCAAGUUGUACUUCCAUUCUUGAUACAGUGUGUAAAUGUCUAUAAAUGACAAAUGUAUGUAAAUGUUUUGCUGACAACAAUGGACUCGUUCAUCAGAAAGUACUGCCCCGUUACCAAUGUGACAUUAUUUUAUAUUCAGUCACUUGGUUUUCCUAGCUCAUAUAUCAUAUUCUAAUGCCAUUCUGUUUCAUAAAGACUGCUCCAUAAAUAAACAGGCCUUUUAUAGUGUAAAAAGUGGGGGAACGAUCGAUUUCUAUGUCUAUCGAGACUGAAAUAUAUUGUACUAAACCAACUAUUUCCUCUUAUGUUUUUCUGUCAAAAGAUGAU